Dissoconium aciculare CBS 342.82 is the source of this 2063-nucleotide messenger RNA. Its product is annotated as acyl-CoA dehydrogenase NM domain-like protein. Bases 259 to 1791 code for a protein of 510 amino acids. The record is from RefSeq and is a predicted model, not a curated record. Gene Ontology annotation, molecular function: heme binding; acyl-CoA dehydrogenase activity; flavin adenine dinucleotide binding. NCBI's taxonomy places the organism in Eukaryota, Fungi, Ascomycota, Dothideomycetes, Mycosphaerellales, Dissoconiaceae. The transcript has 3 exons.
AACUAGACAAACCUCGGCCGAAAGCCAAAUCUGCACUGCAGGGCGGCUGUAAACUCACUCGCAGACUCGUCGCGGUCGUGUUUGCGCCGCUCGAAAUACUUCUCCUCAUGUUGCUGUAGUGUUAUUUUUACUUUGCGUGCGGCUGGUGCUUAAGCUCUUCUUCGACCUUUGUUUCGGUGUGCGUGGUCUACAUCUUUGCCUUCUUUCUCUCUCUUGCUUCUAGCAUUACACAUCUCGAAACACCCCGCCAACGCCAUCAUGAGUGCUUCUAUCACACGGGCCGAAGUGGCCAAGCACAACACCGAGGAAGAUCUCUGGAUCAUCGUUGACCACAAAGUCUACGACCUCAGCGAAUUCGUCGACGCCCACCCCGGAGGUUCCGUCGUCCUCACUCAAGUCGCCGGCCAGGACGCCACCGAAGCCUUCUACAACCUCCACCGCAAUGAGGUCCUCACCAACUACAAGAGUCUGCACAUUGGCACUAUCGAAGGCGAGAAACCCGAGGUCAUCGAGCACAAGGCCGGCGACCUGAGCACCGUGCCCUACGGCGAACCGCUCUGGCUCACCAAACAAUACUACUCGCCCUACUUCACCGACAGCCACCGCACCUACCAGCGUGCAGUGCGCGAGUUCGUCGAGACCCACAUCCUCCCCGAGGCGCGCGCCGCCGAGCGCGAUGGCACCCACAUCAGCCAGGAACUCAUCGACAAGAUGGCCGCCAACAACUUCCUCGCCUGCCGUCUCGGCCCGGGCAAGCACAUGGCCGGCCGCACCCUGCUGGGCGGAAUCAAGGGCGAGGACUUCGACUACUUCCACGACAUGAUCACCAGCCAGGAGAUCGCGCGCUGCAACUCGCGUGGUUUCCAGGACGGCAACCUCGCCGGAAUGGCCAUCGGUCUGACCGCAGUGCACGCCUGGUGCGAGAACACGGAGCUCCGCGAGCGCAUCUCCAAGGAAGUUCUUUCCGGAAAGAAGAAGAUCUGCUUGGCCGUCACCGAGGCCUUUGCUGGUUCCGACGUCGCUGGCCUGCGGACAACGGCGGAGUUGAGCAAGGACGGCUCGCACUACAUCGUCAACGGUACCAAGAAGUGGAUCACCAAUGGCGUCUUCUGCGAUUACUUCGUGGUGGCGUGUAAGAGCGAGAAGGGCUACACCGUGCUUUUGGUCGAGCGCGAUGAGAACGUCGACACCAAGCCCAUCAAGACUUCAUACUCCCCUGCCGCCGGUACCACCUACAUCGAGUUCAACAAUGUCAAGGUUCCCAAGGCACACCUCCUCGGUCCCGAGCACAAGGGUUUCCAGGUCGUCAUGUCCAACUUCAACCACGAACGAUGGAUGAUGGCCGGCAUGGUCGCCCGCUGGUCCCGCACCGCCCUGGAGGAAUGUCUAAAAUGGGCCCACCAACGCAUCGUCUUCAGCAAACCGCUCAUCAACCAACCCGUCAUCCGCGCCAAAAUCGCCCGCAUGAUCACCCUCGUCGAAGCCAACCAAGCCUGGCUGGAAUCCGUCACGUACCAAAUGACCAAGAUGAGCUACGCCGAGCAAUCCAAACACCUGGGCGGCACCAUCGCCCUCCUCAAGAACUACUCCACCCGUUGCGCGUAUGAGGUUGCGGAUGACGCGACGAACAUUUUCGGAGGACGGGGUAUUACCCAGACCGGCAUGGGUUGGGUUGUGGAGAACUUCAACCGUACGAAUAAAUUCGAUGCCAUCCUUGGUGGUACGGAGGAGAUUCUUGCGGACCUUGGUGUCAGGCAGGCGAUGAGGUCGAUGCCGAACGCGAAGCUGUAGAACUUUUGAAUCGCUUUGCAUUGGCUGCCUUCUUUGAUGUCUUGAUGGGGAUAAAUGAUAUACAGUCCAUACAUGUUGUUUUAAAUUUCCCUCCACGUCCUCCCUCCCGCAGCGGAAAAUAAUCAAGAACCGAGUGGCGAGAUUUCAAAGGCCGCCCGUUCUUCGGAAUGAAGAAAUAAUCUGAUGUGAGGGAAAAAGUGAAGAAACCAACCGUAUGUCUGCACUUUCGAUGUUAUUUUCAAAAAUAGUGGUUCGAGGCAAUCAGCCCAUCA